AUGGAAGAUUAUGAUUUUACAUUGCAAUAUCAUCUUGAAAAAGCAAAUAUGGUCAUUGAUGCAUUAAGUAGAAAACCUCAUGGCACUUUGGCUUGUUUGGAUUUUGAGGAUUGGAAAAUAAUGAUCAUAGUGGGUGUUUCAAAUUUAGAUGGAUGGACAGUAAAUGUCAAAGGAUUCUUAUACCAUAAGGGAAGAUUGGUCGUUGCAAAUAUCCUUGAACUUAGAGAGUCUGUUAUGAUCGAGGCUCAUAGUUCUAAAUUUUAUGUACAUCCUGGAAGCACAAAGAUGUACCAGGACUUGAAAAGACAAUACUGGUGGGAAGGUAUGAAGAAAGAUGUGUCUAACUUUGUAGCUAAGUGA
Molecule: messenger RNA, 360 nt
Organism: Humulus lupulus (European hop)
Lineage: Eukaryota; Viridiplantae; Streptophyta; Magnoliopsida; Rosales; Cannabaceae
Exons: 2
Coding region: 1-360 (119 amino acids)
Source: RefSeq, a predicted model, not a curated record